Molecule: messenger RNA, 1464 nt
Organism: Pestalotiopsis fici W106-1
Lineage: Eukaryota; Fungi; Ascomycota; Sordariomycetes; Amphisphaeriales; Sporocadaceae
Exons: 1
Coding region: 1-1464 (487 amino acids)
Source: RefSeq, a predicted model, not a curated record
AUGGCUGUGAUUGACAAGGCACCUGUUCUCCUGGGCCCCGAGCAGACGGGUCCCAAGGGAUGGAUCCAAUCCAUGAUCUGCCUCGAACUGGCAGACAACUAUGAUGCUGACGAGAUCUCGUCCAUCCUCAAGAAGGCGUGGGCCACCUUCACGGCGCGGACGCCCAUGGUCGGCGUCGAGGCCGUGCCUCUGGGCGGCGACCUGAAGCCUGCUGGUCAGCUCAAGUUGCAGCCGUACGGCGCCGGCGAGGUCGAGGACUUUGUGGUCAAGGACCACCGCGCAGACGAGACUCUGCCCACCUUUGCUCAGAUCAAGGCUCAGGGUUUCCCCAACUCGGCCGCUGGCCACGCCAAGUUCUGCCUGCGCGGUGCCAAUGGCCCCUGGCCCAUCUUUGGCGUCGACAGACUGGCCACCAACUUCAUGCAGGCCAACCUGAUCAAGGGCGGUCUGCUCAUCAACCACCUGUGCUUCCACGCCUUUGGUGAUGGCACUUCCAUGUGGAAGCUCGUCCAGAUCUUUGCCGAGGACGUGCGGAGGGCCCAGGGUCUCGCCGUUGAGCAGCCUGUUGAGAUUCCCACGGCCGACCGGGCCAAGCUCCUCAAGGCCACCGGCAAGAAUGUCUGUGCCAACUUUGCCCAGGAGCACCAAGAGUACAUCCACCUGCCCUUCACGCCCGAUGCGCUGCCCGACGGCCUGACCAAGGCCAAGCACCACGCUCACGUGUUCCGCUUCACCCCCGAGGCCAUCCAGAAGCUCAAGGCCGAGUGCUCGCCGGCCAACGUCCGCGUGCUCAAGAGCCUGGUGGCCCAGGACCAGCUGCCCAAGUUUGUCUCGACCAACGACGUGCUGACGGCGCUGCUCUGGCGCACCGCCCAGCGCGCCGAGCAGGCCGACCACGCCGCCUACGACGGCACCGAGACCCCCUCGGUCGUCAUGGUGGCCCUCGACGCCCGCCGCCGCACCCACGUGCCCGUCCACCCCCACACCCUGGGCAACAUUGUCGGCUACUCGCCGGCCAUUCUGCCUCUCUCAAAGGUGCUCAACAGCUCCGAGGCCACGCUGGCCGACCUGGCCUGCCUGAUCCGCAUCGGCGUCAACAAGUGCGGCAGCACCUACUACGACGAGGUGGCCCACUACAUUGAGAACAUGGACGACGUGAACCGGCUGGCGGGCACGGCCUUCCUCGACAUGCCGGGCAAGAACGUGCUGCAGAGCAACUGGAGCGAGUUUGACUACUACGGCAUCGAGUGGGGACCCGCCUUUGGCGACCGUAUCAAGGCCGUCCGUUUCCCGGCCGGCGGUGUCUGCGCCGGCUUCCAGAUCAUCAUGCCUACGCACCCCGACAGCCCGGCUGGAACCGUGGACGUGUUGACUGAUGUGUCGGAUGAGGCCUGGCCACGGCUGCUACGCGAUGAGACCUGGAACACGUAUGCCAAGAACCCCACCACGGUGGCGUACGAAUAA